This is a messenger RNA of Plectropomus leopardus (leopard coralgrouper), 1083 nucleotides long. RefSeq names its product wingless-type MMTV integration site family, member 8b (gene wnt8b). Gene Ontology annotation, cellular component: extracellular region. Gene Ontology annotation, molecular function: cytokine activity; frizzled binding. Gene Ontology annotation, biological process: canonical Wnt signaling pathway; multicellular organism development; neuron differentiation. NCBI's taxonomy places the organism in Eukaryota, Metazoa, Chordata, Actinopteri, Perciformes, Serranidae. The record is from RefSeq and is a predicted model, not a curated record.
AUGUUCAUGCAUUUGGAGGUUUUCUAUUACGUUUUCAUUCUGCUGGCUCACAUGAGAUCGUACUGCUGCUGGUCAGUGAAUAAUUUCUUGAUGACUGGACCCAAGGCGUACCUGAUCUACUCCAGCAGCGUGGCAGCAGGAGCUCAGAGUGGCAUAGAGGAGUGCAAAUACCAGUUUGCAUGGGACCGCUGGAACUGCCCUGAGAGAGCUCUGCAGCUGUCCACACACAGCAGCCUGCGCAGCGCAAAUCGGGAGACAGCGUUCGUUCAUGCCAUCAGCUCCGCCGGAGUCAUGUACACUUUAACCAGGAACUGCAGCCUAGGAGACUUUGACAACUGUGGCUGUGAUGACAGCAGGAACGGACAGCGAGGAGGCCAUGGUUGGUUGUGGGGCGGCUGCAGUGACAAUGUUGGCUUUGGCGAGGCCAUCUCCAAACAGUUUGUCGAUGCGUUGGAGACUGGGCAGGAUGCACGGGCAGCCAUGAAUCUCCACAAUAACGAGGCUGGGCGCAAGGCUGUGAAGGGGACCAUGCAAAGGACAUGUAAGUGCCACGGGGUGUCAGGAAGCUGCACCACUCAGACCUGCUGGCUGCAGUUGCCAGAGUUUAGGGAGGUGGGGAACUACUUGAAGGAGAAGUACCACAGGGCUCUGAAGGUGGAUCUCCUCAGAGGAGCUGGGAACAGUGCAGCCAGCCGGGGGGCAAUCGCGGAAACCUUUAGCUCCAUCUCUCGUAAAGAGCUGGUCCACCUCGAAGAUUCCCCCGAUUACUGCCUGGAAAACCGCACACUGGGCUUGCCGGGCACAGAGGGCCGCGAGUGCCUCAAGAAGGGCAAAAACUUGAGCAAAUGGGAGAAACGGAGCUGCAAGAGGCUCUGCGGAGAGUGUGGGCUGGCUGUGGAGGAGCGCAAAGCGGAGAUGGUGUCAAGCUGUAAUUGUAAAUUCCACUGGUGCUGCGCGGUGAAAUGUGAGCAGUGCAGGAAGACAGUGACCAAGUACUUUUGUGUAAAGAAAGGAGGACAGAGGGGAAGGAACGAGAGUGCUGGCAGCCGCCGGAAGAACCUCAGACUGAAGAAGAAGCACUGA